Molecule: messenger RNA, 2867 nt
Organism: Onychomys torridus (southern grasshopper mouse)
Lineage: Eukaryota; Metazoa; Chordata; Mammalia; Rodentia; Cricetidae
Product: protoheme IX farnesyltransferase, mitochondrial
Exons: 6
Coding region: 590-1273 (227 amino acids)
Biological process (GO): heme biosynthetic process
Cellular component (GO): membrane; mitochondrion
Molecular function (GO): protoheme IX farnesyltransferase activity
Source: RefSeq, a predicted model, not a curated record
AGAUGGCGGCGCCCAGGAGCCGGUGAGAGGACGUGCGGGUUCCCGGGACAGCUGCACCGGUGCGUUAUGGCUGCGUCCCCGCACACCCUUUCCUCGCGCCUCCUCACAGGCUCGGUGGGAGGAUGUGUCUGGUAUCUAGAGAGAAGAGCUCUACCGGAGCUGCCACACAGGGUCACGCAUCUGUUCCGGAGUGUCAGCAGUCAGUGGGUCGUGGUCCAGCAAUUGAGCUUCCUCAAGCGCAUGUAUGUCACACAGCUGCACAGAGGCCUCAGCCAGCGAGUCAAACCCAAACCAGAGCCAGCGGCUUCUCCGUUCCUUGAGCACACAUCUUCACAGCAGGCCAGGGCGGAAGUGGACGAACUGCCAUCUCUCUCAGCACCCGGCCUGCCACUGUCCCAGAAGCCAAAUGAGGAGUUGAUGGAGCUGGAGGCCACCUCCGUAGUGGAGCGUUCUCCUGACAUGGCCAAAGAGACAAAGGAAGAAAAGCAGUGGAAAGAGAUGAAGCUUCACACUGACGAUCUGCCCGGCAUUUUGGCUCGACUGUCCAAGAUCAAACUCACAGUUUUUUGAGGUGCCAUUUGACUCGAACAUGAACAGAACAAAAAACAGGCCUCUGGUUCGUGGACAGAUCAGCCCGCUGCUAGCUGUGUCCUUUGCCACCUGUUGUGCUGUGCCAGGAGUGGCCCUUCUGACCUGGGGAGUGAACCCACUCACAGGGGCCCUGGGGGUCUUCAACAUUUUCCUCUACACCUGUUGUUACACACCGCUGAAGAGAAUCAGCAUCGCCAACACCUGGGUUGGAGCGGUGGUUGGAGCCAUCCCACCUGUCAUGGGCUGGACGGCCGCAACGGGAAGCCUUGAUGCUGGAGCACUUCUUCUGGGAGGGAUCCUGUACUCCUGGCAGUUCCCCCACUUCAACGCUCUGAGCUGGGGCCUCCGUGAAGACUACUCCCGAGGAGGCUACUGCAUGAUGUCCGUCACCCACCCAGCCCUCUGCCGGCGCGUGGCGCUGCGCCAUUGCCUGGCCCUGAUUGCUCUGUCGACUGCUGCCCCCGCCCUGGACAUCACCACAUGGGCCUUCCCCAUCAUCUCCCUCCCCAUCAACCUGUACAUUUCCUACCUCGGCUUCCGCUUCUACGUGGACGCAGACCGCCGGAGCUCAAGGAAACUGUUCUUCUGCAGCCUGUGGCACCUGCCCCUGCUGUUGUUGCUCAUGCUCACCUGUAAGCAGCAGCCAGAUGGAGAGGGGAACAAGGGAGAGGCUCCAAGCUGAACGCUAGCUGACAUGUGGGGAGCGUGAGAGCAGACACGUGCAGACAGACACACAGCACUGCCCUGCGCCGGUAGGGAGCGUACUGUGGUGACGCUGGCAUACAGAAGGAGAAAUGGAUGGAUGGGGGCAGAUCAACCGGUGCUGUGUUGUCACUUAACAGUUCUUUUUAUGUUACUAUCCAGACUGCCUCCUGGAUGAGAAAGGGACUGGCAGAGCACGUCAAUACCAAGAGAAUGGUUUUCUCCUCAAAGGUCUUUAUACGUCUUUCCCUCCAGCCCCGUGUUCUCCCGCCCACAUGAUGUACAUGCACAGCUUCCCCCUCCCGACACACACACACAUGCACACAUACUCACCACCUGAAGACCACAGUGGCCAUUGGUCAAACAGGUGGGUGCUUGUAACCCAGCCUCUGUAGUUCUAGAUCCUGAGGCUGCCUCAGAAGAACACAUACUGUGGCUACGGCACCCCUUCUCUGCCAUGGAGAUGGGGCCUGACUAGCUCUCUCCUCCCAGCAUUCUCAACCACAUAGUCCCUCAAGUUACGGAACACCCAGCACGGCCUGCACAUCGGGAGUGAGGAUUCCGAACGGUUGCCUGCAGCAUCCCAGGCUGCACUGCCACCACCUACCAUCACCCCCCAUCACUCCAUCACUCCCACCACAUCAGGACUUCAGAAACACCUGGAAAUACAAAGUGUCUUCAUCACUUGCUCACUUUGAAGUAUAGGCAUGGUCUGAGCUUUCUGGAAGGGCGGCACUUGGCAUAAUCCCAGAACCCCCUCAGGCACUGAGCCCACCACAGUACCACUAUAGCUGUGCUGUGGCUGUCUGGAUUUUACUGAUGGCCUUCUUGGGACUGAAUGGGAGAGAGAGCAAGCUGGGCCAGUAGCCAGCCACUCUGUGCCCAUUCUUAUCACUUUUGUGUAAACAGCAUUUCCGCUCUGGUGUCUCCUGAGUCCGGAAGUUCACCUCUGUGUGUCCAGUGGUAUUCAAAGAGGGCCAUUUGGGCUCCUCGUGGCCAUGGGUCCAGUUCUGGGGAUUCAUGGCCUCUGAUACAAAAUGAAGUCAUCUCUAAGUCAUCCGCCUUCUGUGUGCUUCUCCAGGUCCACAGAGAGGCCUGUUGCCUUAAAGCUGUGGCGCUUGGCAGGGUGUUUGAGUUCCUCGGUCUCCCAGGAUGCUGUGCCCUGUCAGGAUUUCCUCAAGGGGUUUAAGCCACAUGAAAACAGUUCUUGAAUUUGGACUGUGCUCUCAAAAAUGUAGAAGGCUUGAGUUGUGGCCCAAAGGUGGAGAACACUUGCUUAGCCGUGCUCUGGGCAGGGGGUUUGAUCUCAAGCCCUCCCUCCCCACCCUUAAAAAAAAGAGAGAGAGAGAGGUUGAGAAAUGGGGUGUGGUGGGGUGGCAUCUAGAGUGACUGCAGAUCAUGUGCCUGGUACCUCUUUCUGCCUGUGGCGACAUUACCUCCUGGCUGUGUCCUGGCCGUUUACUGCGGUCAUAGGGAAUGGGGAUGUCUGCAAAGGGCGUCUAUGGUUUGUCACAGCCUUUAAGUCUGUAAAGUGUGCUGGUUCUCCUCCUCCUGCAAUAAAACAGUUAGAAGAA